AUGUCAUAUCACUUUGAUACUCUUCAAUUACAUGCUGGUCAGCCAGUGGAAAAACCACACCAAGCCAGAGCACCACCAAUCUAUGCCACUUCUUCAUAUGUAUUCAAUGAUUCCAAACAUGGGGCCCAAUUAUUUGGAUUAGAAACCCCGGGUUACAUUUACUCCCGUAUAAUGAAUCCUACCAAUGAUGUUUUUGAACAAAGGAUAGCAGCUUUGGAAGGUGGGGUUGGUGCUUUGGCUACAUCGUCUGGACAAGCAGCCCAAUUGUUGGCCAUUACUGGCUUGGCUCAUCUGGGUGAUAAUAUCAUUUCAACUUCGUUUUUAUAUGGAGGAACUUAUAAUCAAUUUAAGGUUGCUUUCAAAAGAUUGGGGAUCGAGGCUCGUUUUGUUAAUGGUGAUGCCCCAGAGGAUUUUGCUAAAUUAAUUGAUAAUAAAACAAAAGCCAUCUACCUUGAAUCCAUUGGUAAUCCAAAGUAUAAUGUACCUGAUUUUGAGAAAAUUGUUGAAAUUGCUCAUUCUAAUGGUAUUCCAGUGGUUGUUGAUAAUACUUUUGGUGCAGGAGGGUUUUUGGUUAAACCUCUUAGUUUAGGUGCAGAUAUUGUUGUUCAUUCUGCUACUAAAUGGAUUGGUGGUCAUGGUAAUACUAUAGCUGGGGUUGUUGUAGAUGGUGGGAAAUUUCCUUGGAAAGAUUGGCCAGAAAAAUUCCCUCAAUUUUCGAAACCUUCUGAAGGGUAUCAUGGUUUGGUUUUAAAUGAAGCUUUAGGUAAUGCUGCCUUCAUUGGUCAUGCUAGAAUUGAAUUAUUACGUGAUUUGGGACCAACUUUAAAUCCAUUUGGUGCUUUCCUUUUAAUUCAAGGUUUAGAAACUUUAUCUCUUCGUGUCGAAAGACAAUCUUAUAAUGCUUUAAAAUUAGCCCAAUAUCUCGAAAAAUCCCCAUACAUUAGUUGGGUUAGUUACUUGGGUUUACCUUCUCAUAAAGAUCACGAAAGAGCAAAAAAAUAUUUCAACCAUAAAGAUAUUUUUGGUGGGGUUCUUUCAUUCGGUGUUAAAGAUUUAGAUACUAAGACUGAUGAUCCUUUCCAAGAAGCUGCUGCUCAAGUAGUUGACAAUUUAGAGCUUGCUUCUAACUUAGCUAAUGUUGGGGAUUCAAAGACUUUGGUUAUCGCUCCUUGGUUCACUACUCAUCAACAAUUAAACGAAGAAGAAAAAGUCGCUUCGGGUGUUACCAAAGAUUUGAUUAGACUUUCAAUUGGUACCGAACAUAUCGAUGAUAUAAUCAACGACUUUGAACAAUCUUUCAAAAAAGUUUAUAAAGCUUAA
Molecule: messenger RNA, 1320 nt
Organism: Hyphopichia burtonii NRRL Y-1933
Lineage: Eukaryota; Fungi; Ascomycota; Pichiomycetes; Serinales; Debaryomycetaceae
Gene: MET15
Product: bifunctional cysteine synthase/O-acetylhomoserine aminocarboxypropyltransferase
Exons: 1
Coding region: 1-1320 (439 amino acids)
Biological process (GO): transsulfuration
Molecular function (GO): pyridoxal phosphate binding; transferase activity, transferring alkyl or aryl (other than methyl) groups
Source: RefSeq, a predicted model, not a curated record